Molecule: messenger RNA, 1087 nt
Organism: Ooceraea biroi (clonal raider ant)
Lineage: Eukaryota; Metazoa; Arthropoda; Insecta; Hymenoptera; Formicidae
Source: RefSeq, a predicted model, not a curated record
UUCAUACGCCGCGCGAUGUAUUGGCGAACGCGACGGGACAAAGGACGCUUUCGUACGCAAGCAGAAGGACGCCAUGUUUACUUGUCAACGGACGUCAAGGUGUUCGCGCACGGAGGGAGCGAAGCAGGAAGCGCUCGCCGCUCGUUACUUAUCCGUCGCAGGCCGCUGUCGGACCGAGGGUGCCGGGAUAAUCGGAGAGGUCGGGAGCGAGGAUCCGCGCGCGUCUCGUCGCCAUGGAGCGCGCCGACGCCGCCGCCGCCGAGUCGCGGAAGCGCAAACGCGAGGAGUACGAGAUGCAGCUGUUCGGCUUCCACACCAGAGCCGUUCAGGAACAUUAUAAUGAGCAGAAUACAGUCUAAGACUAGGAAAUUAGGCGAGGCGCUGGAACAAUGCAACACAGAUCCCGAGAGCUUAGACGCGAUAAAGAUAAACGAAGCGCAACUCCUAAAAGCGUACCAAGCAGCUUCUUCACCUCAUUUAAAGACUAUAGAGAAUAUCGUAAACAAAUUUAUUUCCGUGCCCGGUAACGUUCUGGCGGACGAGGACAAGCUUCAGGGUACACAAUACACGGAAGCGGAGUUGGAAAACAUACGUAAGAAACUGGACGAGUUCCAGCAGAGAGCCAGGCGGGCGACUAUCCUGAAUGCGGCAUUAAAGGAGGAGUUGCAGCUCGUAGAGCAAUUUUCGAUCUGCGCGGAUAACACCGAUAAGCUGAGUCGGAUAAUCGAGAGUGACAUCGCUUACCAGGACGUCAGUGAGAAAAUUCCCCGAGUAAUAAAGAAUUACAAGCAAUUUAAUGCGUCUCUCGACGAUGCGGCGCGCGUCUCGCAGAGAGUGCUUUACAACACGAUGGAUGAUUUCGAGCGCGUAGAUUGCGAUAUUGAUAACUUAUGAUUGUACAAGGAUAAUGUAUUGUCAUGUUUUUUUUUAAUUCUUUGCUGCCAACACUACAGCCUCUGAGAUUAUAGUGUAAAUAUGUAAAUGAGAAUGCGUUCUAUAAAUGUUCUAUAAGUGUAUGAAUUAUACGUUGUAUAUAAUAAUUUGCAAUUUUAUUAAAUAUUUGUAAGCGUGAUUUAUUUCGAACCCC